AUGGCUAGCUUAGAAAACUCUUUCACAAAUCCUGCAUUUAGGGCUAUAAGUAGAUCUGGUCGAUGGCUUCGCGAUUCCUUGCAGGUUCUUCCUAAGUCCAGCUCCAGGUUACCAUCCCAUCUUGGUAAGCUGUUUGACAACCAAUUCAAUUGUCGUAGACAAGUGUGUCUUGAGUUGGUUUCCUUAUCAAAUAGUGAGAUCAAUGGUUCCAUUCCAAAAGAAAUAGGGAGGUUGAGUUCAGUUUCCUACAUCUUUUUCUCUUGUAACCAUCUACGUGGUUCUAUUCCUGGAGAGGUUUGGAACCUUUCCAAGCUCACUGGGCUUGACAAUUUCUCCGGAAGUAUUCCAUCUAAAAUCGGAAGGUUGAGUUCACUUUCUCUACUUCUCCUUGAAGCAAACAAUCUCACCGGUCCAACACCUAUUUCUAUUGGAAGCUUGUAUAAUUUGUCCCAACUUCUCCUAGUUGACAAUAGUCUCAAUGGUGCCAUACCUAGAGAAGUUGGAAUGAUGAAGUCACUCAAUAUGCUUGAUCUUUCAAUAAACCAAAUAACUGGUCCUAUCCCAACAUCUCUGGGAAACCUAAGUAAAUUGGUAUGGCUUUAUCUGUACGGAAACUUAACCAAAUUGUCUACACUUUACCUUUUAGAAAAUAAGCUUUUCGGUUCAAUACCUCAAGAGAUAGGGAUGCUUGUAUCUCUUACAGAACUUAUUUUCUUUUAUAACAAUUUCUCGGUUUCAAUCUCUGCUUCCCUAGGAAACUUGACCAGCUUAUCUACUCUCUACCUUGAUCAAAAUAUGUUUUCUGGUUCAAUUCCUGCUUCAAUUGGAAAUAGGACGAAACUUGUGGGGUUCAGUCUUCUAUAUAAUCAUUUAUCAGGGCCAAUUCCUUCGUUCAGCAAUCUUACACAUUUGGAAUCAUUCCAAAUAUCGGACAACCAUCUCGGUGGUCCAUUACCCGAGAACUAUGCCUCGGUGGACAACUCAUAUAUCUUGGGGCUAUCAACAACAAUUUGA
Durio zibethinus is the source of this 1014-nucleotide messenger RNA. The record is from RefSeq and is a predicted model, not a curated record. NCBI's taxonomy places the organism in Eukaryota, Viridiplantae, Streptophyta, Magnoliopsida, Malvales, Malvaceae.